Scatophagus argus is the source of this 5145-nucleotide messenger RNA. RefSeq names its product MyoD family inhibitor (gene mdfi). Lineage: Eukaryota; Metazoa; Chordata; Actinopteri; Scatophagidae. Bases 651 to 1568 code for a protein of 305 amino acids. The record is from RefSeq and is a predicted model, not a curated record. The transcript is spliced from 5 exons.
GUGCUGUGUCUGGUUCGGGUUAAGGGGUAAUUAUAUGACAGUAUAGUUCAGCCCCACUAGUUUCUAGCCUGAAGGAAGCACAAUCACUGCUGACUGAAGUUUCCUGUCCAAUAGCUGCAGCACAGGAGUUUGAGACAAGUAUAGUGGGUGUAAAGAGAGAGGAGAGACCGAGUAGACCGAUAGGACGGGUACUGCUCAUUUCAGAGUUUAAACAAGUUUGGGACGGAGGUGAGCUUGGACUUUGUUUGCAGAAAUGCAAUAGAAGGUGAGGGAGCCUGCAGUGCAAACAAAGAGUAUUCAGCGAGCUGCCUGCACAGACACACAAACUUCCCAACAUCUGGUGUGCUGGAGGACGGGGCGAGCCGGAGAGAGAAACUUCGGAGGCGGAGAGAAAACUGUCUUAGCUGGAGGAAAAAUGCAUUGAACUGGGAGUUUGGGGCACCUACAUGAGACGAAACCCGAUUUGGUGCUCGUAUAAAGUGACAAGAGUGGACGGACAGAGGACGGAGAGGGUCUUGAAGGGCGAGAGGUCCACCUGGAGCGGUCAGAGAAUGAAUUAGCCAAAGGUUUGGCUGCACCGUGACCCAGCCAGAGAGAAGGCUCACUCCUUGGCCCCUCCACCUCCUCCUAUAAGAGCCAGGCCUACUCCCAUGGAUGAGGAGAGGAGUGCCCCUGCCAUCUCCCCAGAGCCACCUGAUGAUGGGGACCCCAGUCUACCAGCUACACCAGCUACACCACCCAGUUUGCACACAACCCCGACCACAGAGAAAGCAAACAGCUGCCCGAACUCAAAGCCCUGUCCUAGUGCAGAUGUGGCCCACACCUAUACUGAGCCCCUCAUAUUGAGGGUAAACGGCACCCCAGAAAGGUUGCGAGGCGAUGAUGGAGACAAGUGGAACAACAUCCUCUCACACAGUGAGCUCAUAACACCCAGCAAGAGUAUCACAUCUCAGCCAGCAGCCAGAUCCACGCCAGUCCACCACACCCAGCCAUGUCGGACACAGCCCAGCAGCCAACUGCGCAACGGAGCCAAGCACCACGCACACACCGCUCACACGCACUGUCCAUAUCACACACACACGCCUCACACACACGCCCUCCAGUCCAACGGGAUCAGGAAUGGGGGCUCACAUGAGCACCCUAAGCUGGGGUCCCUCCCGAGAGGCGGCUCGUCCACCUCCUCAUCCUCGUCAGCGGGACCCAAACACACUAAGAAAUUGCAGUCCAACCCCUCCAUCACCUCCCAGAGCAGCAAGAGGAGCAAGAGCAGCUCCAAGAGCAACAGCUCCCAGAUUCCCACAGAAGCACAGGACGACUGCUGUGUUCACUGUAUUCUGGCCUGCCUCUUUUGUGAAUUCCUAACUCUGUGUAACAUCGUGCUGGACUGUGCCACCUGCGGCUCCUGUGCGGGGGACGACUCGUGUUUCUGCUGCUGCUGUGCAUCGGAGGAGUGUGGCGACUGUGACCUGCCCUGUGACAUGGACUGUGGCAUCAUCGACGCCUGCUGUGAGUCUGCAGACUGCCUGGAGAUCUGUAUGGAGUGCUGCAGCCUUUGCUUCUCCUCCUGAGGCCCCCAGCCACCAUCGCAGGGGGCAAAGUAGAUGUGUGCUACACACUACCACAACCCCAGGAACAACAUCGACCAGUGUCUUAUUAGAGCUGAGAAGCGCUACACCCAGUCUUUGUUGCCUGGGCUCUGUGGUGUACACUAAAUUGGCUGGCCUAGUUGGCUCCAUAAUAUGUCCAAUGUUUCUUACAGGGUUUGCCAAGCAAAAGAUGUGACCUAAUGCUGAGAGCAGUCACUGGUGAAUUCUUCGUGCCUUUAUAAAUCAAACAAUGGGGCAGUAGCUUUGCCUUGUGUUUGCUAUUGGUCCAUUGCUGCACAGCUGGGUGCAUGGUGCAGAGCGAAUUCCAGCUGUGGUCCACGGGUUUCUUCCAGGCUAUGCAGACCGGACCUCUAGACACUCACAGAACAAGCUGUUAUUACAAUGGAGCCCCUUGUGCCGUCUGAAUGACUUGAGUUCUCCAAGCAUGAAAAAUGACCUCAAAAGGCAAAUGAGAAAAUAGCUCCAUUUAACCGGAUUUUAGUGUUUCUGUAGAUAAGAGCAGCAGCAUAAUAGGAAAAUGGACGCUCAGAUCUCAGUAGAAAUGUAGUCAGUCCUCCUGUCCUUGGCAAGGUUAAAGUCUUUCAGUUUGAUUGCAUACAGUGGCCUUUGUGACACACACGCACACACACACACACAUACACACCCUAAGUGGAGGAUGUUGAAUCCACUGUUGUCUUCGUCCUUGUUGCUAUGUGCAAGAUAGAGAAAACAUGAAUGGUGGCUUGUGGCAAUAUUAAAGACAAGUUUUUUUUGUUAAUAUGCAUUUCACUUAACAGCCUUGUUGAGAGGAGAACCCUGAAAGCGUCAUGCAUCGGCCUGAAGUUGGGUCUCAUUACAUGAGUACUGUAAAUGAUGGACAUCACAGAGCGAAUGGUUGAUAGUUGCCAUGGACACAUUCUGUACUCUAACAUGUGAAAGGAGAGAGUUCCUACUCAAACGUCUCUCCUCGUUUAACGUUACGCAUCCUGUUUACUUUAACAUUUUUGAUUUGGAGGGGCUUCAGCUGUGUUCGUUGAAUUCUUUCAUGUCUGAAUGAUCAGAACUGGCAAUGGACUGGUAGAAUUGGAAGGCAUCAUCUCUCUUCUUUAAUAAAAUUCUUUUUUUUUUUUUUUUUUUUUGUCGUUCUUGCUAUGUGAACAAAUGGCCUUGGCUUAGCUUAAGGCCUGAAUUUUCCAGCAGAUUCCUUGCCUUUACCAAAUCUCUAUUAAUCCUUGUUUUGUAGAUUUUAGUUAAGAUAUUUGCAUUUCUCCUCCAAUGUGAAAAUCACAUUUCUGUGUUAUCGGGUUUUGCCGGGCUCUCUGUAAAGCAGACAUCGCUUAACAUCUAAUUUAAUUCCUUGAAUGAAAAUCUCAUGACAUUAUGCUAAGUUAGAUCCAUGUGCUUGUAGUAUGAAUGGUACGCUUUUGAUAGCAGGCCCGCGCUCUCAUAUUCUCAGAUUUAUACCUUCUCCAACCCAAUACCUCUUGAGAUGUCACCAAGAUCUGUUGUGCCUUUAAAAAUGACUUGAUACAAAUCUCUCUCCUCUUUGAUCAAAUACUGUUUGUGCAAUCCUUUUUCCUCGGAAAUACCAAAGAGUUUUCCUCUUACUGGACCUAAGUUUCUAGACUUAUAAUUACGUGUAUAUUGAAGGCUCUUUGCUUUGCUAAUGUGGCUGUGGUUGACUAAACACUAUUUUAAGAGAUGAUAUAUAACACUGUUGAUUAUGAACAAACACUAAGGCUGUAAAUCAACUUGAUAACACACAAAGCAGAAAAUGAACUUCUUUUUUUUUUUUUUUUUUUUAAAUGCAACUUGAAAAAUUAAUAUGACUCUUUAAUGUCUGUUUAUAUCAAAUUGGACAUUUGGGACAUGUUCAGAUAAAAUCCUGGAGAGACCUGGAAAACAAGGCAGUUAUUUACAGCACAGAGAGAUUUAUGAAGGGAAAGCUGCAUUAUAAAAUGUUAUGUAUAGAAGUGAUAAAAACAUCGUUUGUUCGGAUUUACAAGAUAACAAGCUACAGAAUUAAGUGCAGAUUCGGGUGUGUUUCAUCUAGGGACAUUUUCUCUGUCACCAGACAAACCGUGUCACAAAAACAAAAAGCCGUGAUGUGUGAAAUGUUGGGGGAUGUUCAGACCAUAUGGGACUGAAACCAAAAUAAAAACUUCUUCCUGAGCAGCAUUGGUUUGUUACCAACCAAACGGUCAAACGUUAGAAAUAUCAAAAGCAGUUAUGUACCACUGGAAUACAGUUUGUACCUACAAAUGAAUCUCUGUUAGUGUUAAAAUAAACAGCUCACCUUGCUUUUAUGCAAAACGCUUUGUUAACACAAGCCAGACUAUGAAUACAUAUUAUCAUAUGUUUCUUACUGGCUCGGUUCACCGCUAAAACAAUAGGCUCACUGUUUUUUCAACCCAAGCCUAUUGACAUGUUGUUUCCUAUCAUUUAUGACUUUGCAUAACCACAACCUCACUCCAGCUCAAGUUUCAAGAUUCUUACCACUCUGCUUGCAGUUUCUCACUGGGCUCUAACGUAGUCCAAAGAGGCAAUUUUUUAGACUUUCAAAACAAGGAUAAAUCCAGUUUUCAUAAAUCUGGAAGCUCACAGACAGGCUUAUCCUUCGUCUCAAACGCUGCUCUCUUUCUGAUUUUAUUUCUCUCAAAUUUCUGUUUCCAGCACAAAUGUAACUGGAAAAAUAAAGUAAAAAAAAAAACCUACCUGCAAUAGCCAGCAUGGCUUUGCAACUCUUUUUAGUAGUAGAUUAUGUAAAUAUGUUUAAGUAGCUUUGUCUUGGUUUUAAAGAGCUGAAAAACUCAUUCUGGUGGACUGUAAAGUGCAGAUUUUUAAGUCUUUCAGUGCUAUGGCUUGGAUUUGCUAUGCAACAUAAAUCAUGUGAAACAACAUUUUAAUAAGGGUUAGGUUAAAAAACACUGAACACAUCAUUUUAAGUUUAAUUUAAUGAUGUCGGAAUAAUUUUUUAUGACUUAGUCAUUAAGUACUACUUUAUGUUUAUACUGAGAAGUGCUUCACAAUUCGCGGGGAAUAGAGGUAGAGCGAAUUGGUUAGUCUGGAUGGAGGAAGUCCCCAUUUGAACACUGGUCUUGCAUUUUAAACCUUUCUCUGGAUUUUAGAGCUGGUUUGCAAAUAAGGAUUUAAUGUUCUGUCUGUACCAGACGUCUCAUUAUUAUCUCAUUUCCAAAUAUUUCCCUUCAGUCAAACUAUUUUAGUAAUACAGGAAAACACAAGCUUAUUUUCAGUGUCUUGUAUACUGAGUAUUAUCAGUAUUUUUAUUAAAAUUAUGUUGACCGCAGGAAUUUCUAAUUGUAACUUUCAAGGAUUUAUUAUUUUUUUAUGAGUUGAAUUGGGAUAUUGAUGUAAAGGACUGGCCUCCUCUGCUAGUAUUCUGAAAGUUAUCCUGGCCCAGCUGAAUUUUUACUAGACUGUAGUCCACUAUAAUGUCAUUUUGUUUACACUACCCCCAUUUAUUGUCAAUUUGAAUUGCUGUCCUGGAAGUCACAUUAAAAUCUCUUUGUUUAAUACUGAAUAAACAAUGUGAACUCCA